Molecule: messenger RNA, 657 nt
Organism: Oryza sativa Japonica Group (Japanese rice)
Lineage: Eukaryota; Viridiplantae; Streptophyta; Magnoliopsida; Poales; Poaceae
Product: RING-H2 finger protein ATL48
Source: RefSeq, a predicted model, not a curated record
CGCGCCGCCGCUCACGUGUCGCUCUUCCAAAGCAAAGAAGAGAGAGAAAAAAAAAAGAAAAUUCUCGAAGCGAAUGGAGAAGAGCAGCACCGCCGCGGGAGGGAGGAGCAGCACGCCGCCGCCGCCGAUGUACACGGACGAGUUCGCGCUCGAGGGGAAGAAGCCCGUCAAGAACCCCUUCGUCCCCAUCGGUGCAUUGGUCACUGCUGGUGUUCUGACGGCCGGCCUGAUCAGCUUCCGAUAUGGCAACUCUAAACUGGGUCAGAAACUGAUGAGGGCUCGUGUGGUCGCUCAAGGAGCGACGGUUGCUCUGAUGAUCGGCAGUGCCUACUACUACGGUGAUCAAAUCAAGCUGUUCAAGAAAGGGUCAAGCCCUUGAAGACAAGUACAGGAAUCUUCAUAUCUAUACUUAGUUUUGGGCAAGAUUACGCUGUUCAUUGUUCCUCCAGCCAUUGGGGUUUAACCAUGUUGUUUUCGCCUGGCACGUGGUAGCUAACAAAAACAAGAUCAGAUUUGGAUUUGCGCAAUUACUAGGCUUUGAAUAAAAAGCUUUUCUUUCGUCGACUUGACACCAAGUUAUGCAUUGUAUUGGAACACAGCACUGUUAAUCGAGCGAAUGGGUAAAAUACAUACACAGUGCAGACCUGUGGCUUGAAA